AUGAAGUGGGAGAACCAGAGCAGCGUGUCGGAAUUCCUCCUCCUGGGGCUCCCCAUCCGGCCAGAGCAGCAGACCAUGUUCUUUGCCUUGUUCCUGGGCAUGUACCUCACCACAGUGCUGGGGAACCUGCUCAUCAUCCUGCUCAUCAGACUGGACUCUCGCCUGCACACCCCCAUGUACUUCUUCCUCAGCCACUUGGCCUUCACCGACAUCUCUUUCUCAUCUGUCACUGUUCCCAAGAUGUUAAUAAACAUGCAGACUCAGAAUCAAUCCAUCCUCUAUUCUGGGUGCAUAGCACAGAUGUAUUUUUUCAUAUUUUUUACAGAUCUGGACAAUUUCCUUCUCACUUCAAUGGCAUAUGAUCGGUAUGUGGCCAUUUGUCACCCCCUCCACUACACCACUAUCAUGAGGGAGGGACUGUGCAGCCUACUAGUAGCUCUGUCCUGGAUCCUCUCCUGUGCCAGUGCCUUGUCUCACACCCUCCUCCUGGCCCGCUUGUCCUUCUGUGCUGACAACACCAUCCCCCACUUCUUCUGUGACCUUGCUGCCGUGCUCAAGCUGUCCUGCUCAGACACCUCUCUCAAUGAGAUAGUCAUUUUCACCGUGGGAGUGGCAGUCAUGACUCUCCCAUUGACGUGCAUCCUCAUCUCUUAUGGCCGAAUAGGGGCCACCAUCUUGAAGAUUCCGUCUACCAAGGGGAUCUGCAAAGCCCUGUCCACCUGUGGCUCCCAUCUUUCUGUUGUGUCUCUGUACUAUGGGACAAUUAUUGGGCUGUAUUUUUUCCCCUCAGCUAGCAAAUCCACGGACAAGGACAUAAUUGCUUCUGUGAUGUACACAGUGGUCACCCCCUUGCUAAACCCUUUCAUUUACAGCCUAAGGAACCGGGACAUGAAGGGGGCCUUGGAAAAACUCUUCAACAAGGUGACAAUUUCUUCUUAA
Molecule: messenger RNA, 939 nt
Organism: Echinops telfairi (small Madagascar hedgehog)
Lineage: Eukaryota; Metazoa; Chordata; Mammalia; Afrosoricida; Tenrecidae
Product: olfactory receptor 1J4
Exons: 1
Coding region: 1-939 (312 amino acids)
Biological process (GO): G protein-coupled receptor signaling pathway
Cellular component (GO): membrane
Molecular function (GO): G protein-coupled receptor activity; olfactory receptor activity
Source: RefSeq, a predicted model, not a curated record